Messenger RNA from Neospora caninum, 2316 nucleotides. RefSeq lists its product as hypothetical. The transcript has 4 exons. The record is from RefSeq and is a predicted model, not a curated record. Bases 1 to 2316 code for a protein of 771 amino acids. NCBI's taxonomy places the organism in Eukaryota, Apicomplexa, Conoidasida, Eucoccidiorida, Sarcocystidae. Gene Ontology annotation, molecular function: serine-type endopeptidase activity; ATP-dependent peptidase activity. Gene Ontology annotation, biological process: proteolysis.
AUGCCAGCUUCAUCGUCGCCGCUCUUCGCGCCGUCUUUCGGACUCUUGCUUGGCUCGCGGGGUCUUCCCCUUUCUCGCUCCGCUUUCCUCCUUCUCUCCUUCCUCCUUCCGCUCGUUCGCGUCUCUCUCUCCGCUCACUGCCAAUUCCACGCCCGACCGGCUCCGCCGUCACCGCCGCGGUUCCGUCCUCGCUCCUCGCCCUCCUGUCCCUUUUCGUCCUCGCGAUCGCCUUCUUCUCCCUUUCCCUGCGCUGCUUCAGCUUCGGCUCUCUCCUAUCACAUCCCUCUGCCGUUACGACGUGGCCGGACUUCUCUUCUCCCCUCCAGUCUCGGGUUCUCGCUGGCUUCGAGUAUUGGCGGUCCCCGACAGCACCGGCCUGCCGGCGAAGCGCCUUUCUGUCCUGCACGCGCCGCCGCUCGAGUCCCGCUUUGUGCGCUUUCUCCUUGCCGCGUCUCCGAAAAAGACGCGCGAGUCUCCUGCUCGGCAAACCCCCCCGCUGUCCGGUUUCCGCUCGUGUGCGGCUCCACGACACGUGCCUCGUCGUGGACAGUCUCCCACCCUUUGCGUCUUCCAAUUCGUCCAGAGAGAUCCGCCGUGCGCCCAGAGGGAGGCGCUCAUCUCGCCUCUCUUUCCUCGUCCUUCUUCGCCCUCGCACCUGCGCGUGCACGCGCUUUUCGCGAGAGCCGACGAGGAAAAGAAAACACAGAUGCGCCGCUUGCGUCCUUCUCUCCGACAAAGUCGUGCGACCAGACAUCCCUCGGAGGCCUGAAGCGAGCGGCGAAGACGACGACGAAACUCGACAGACUCGGCGCGUCUCAAAAGGAAGAGCGGGGAAAGCGUGGACUUGGAGAACGAACUCGACAAUCUGGAACUUUCACGCGUCAAACAGAGGGUCCGCUCGCGGAUCUCUCGUUUCUUUUGCGGUUCUGCUCUGUCUGCCCUUCUUCAGCAGAUUCGUCCUCCCUGAGGUCUCAUCGGUCCGCCCCACCUGUCUCUUCUCUGCCUGGCGCAGCUUCUUCGUUUCGACUGGAGUCUUCACACACAGCCUCCCAGGCGCCUCUCGCCGCUUGGCGCUGCCUGUACACCAAGGGGGAAAGCGGGCGAGUGUUUUUCCUUUUUCAGGAGAUUGACGAUGAGGUGUCGCACCGACUAGCCGCACGUCUUCUCUUUUCUGACAGACGAAGAAACAGGCGCACAAACCGCGAGGCCAGCAAAGCCUGGGAAUCCUCUCGGCUUCACCAUCCUCUCCCUGCGUCUCCCCUUCCUCAUCCUGCUUCUUUGUCUCUGCCUGCGAAUGCUCUUCCGUCUUCUUCAGCUUCUUCUUCCUCUUCUUCAGAUUUUUCUUCCGCAUCUCUCUCGUCAUGUUCUUCCCCGUGUUCCGAGGACGCUUGGCGCAAAUGUUUGCAGGGUGGGUCGCACGGGCGCCUGCAGGCUCCGGGCGAGGAUUGCACUUCUUCCCCGUUUUCUCUCUCUAGCGACAGAUGCGCGCGUGGCAGCUCCAGCCCUGUAGGCGGUCCGAUCGCACUGAACUCAGAGCCGAACGGUGAAACUGUGCAAGAUGGACAGGCAGAAGAAGAAGCGGAAGGAGGCGAGAAAGAAAGAGAAGAAGGCGAAGAGGAAAGCGUGGACGAGCAGCCAUUUGUUCUUUUCUUGAAUUCUCCUGGUGGAUCUCUCAAUGCUGGCCUUGCCUUGUUUGACGUCAUCUCGGUGAGUUGUUUUGGGAAGCAGGCGGGGGAGAUCGUGGAAGAUUCAGGGAAAUUUUCACAAACCGCCGGGGGAGCGUGGAGAGAACAUGACGAAGCUUUCGAUGGAGGGCGUGUGUGGUUCUUUCGAGAGAACACAGGAGGGAAAACGCAGAAAGGCGGUGCAGAGACAAACCGAAUGGCUCGACCAGAAAACGGAAAGUGGAAAGACAUGGAUAGGAGGAAAGAGGUGUAUCUGCGACACGCGGUGGAGAGACAGCUGGUCAAGAAAGUCGAAAGGGCUGUACACGGUGAAUAUGGGGCUGGCGGCGUCGGUCGCAUCUCUGAUUCUCGGCGCGGGGACGCCGGGGCACCGCUUUGCCGUGGAGAGCAGUUCGGCGCUGCUGCACCAGCCUGCGGGCUCGCUAGCUGGGCUUCCCAGCGACCUCGAAACCGAGAAAAGCGAAGUCAAGAAAAUCAGUCAACGCGUCGUCCGCCUGUGACAGGCCGCCCUGAGGCAUCGCUUCGGCUAGACAUCGAGAAAGAGAAACUCUUGACAGCUGAAGAAGCUCGCGUGUAUGGCCUCGUCGACGCAGUUCUGCCACUCUUUGACGGAGCCGAAAAACUGCUUUAA